Molecule: messenger RNA, 1980 nt
Organism: Bufo bufo (common toad)
Lineage: Eukaryota; Metazoa; Chordata; Amphibia; Anura; Bufonidae
Product: protein FAM189B-like
Exons: 4
Coding region: 702-1685 (327 amino acids)
Source: RefSeq, a predicted model, not a curated record
CGCAGAGAUAGGAGAGCGGCCGUCGUGGUAAUGGUGAGUGCGCAGAGAUAGGAGAGCAGCUGUGGUGGUAAUGGCGAGUAUGCAGAGAUAGGAGAGUGGCCGUUGUGGUAAUGAGGAGUGCGCAGAGAUAGGAGAGCGGCUGUGGUGGUAAUGGCGAGUGCGCAGAGAUAGGAGAGCGGCCGUCGUGGUAAUGGUGAGUGCGCAGAGAUAGGAGAGCAGCUGUGGUGGUAAUGGCGAGUGCGCAGAGAUAGGAGAGCGGCCGUGGUGGUAAUGGUGAGUGCACAGAGAUAGGAGAGCAGCCAUGGUGGUAAUGGUGAGUGCACAGAGAUAGGAGAGCAGCCAUGGUGGUAAUGGCGAGUGCGCAGAGAUAGGAGAGCGGCUGUGGUGGUAAUGGUGAGUGCGCAGAGAUAGGAGAGCGGCUGUGGUGGUAAUGGUGAGUGCACAGAGAUAGGAGAGCAGCCAUGGUGGUAAUGGUGAGUGCACAGAGAUAGGAGAGCAGCCAUGGUGGUAAUGGUGAGUGCACAGAGAUAGGAGAGCAGCCAUGGUGGUAAUGAGCGGACAGUGAGUUAUGUACAGGAUCUACAUGAGUGGGUUGCAUGGUCCCCUCAGGCCUCAUGUCCAGUCCCCCCCCCCCCGCCUGAACACAAUCUCUCUCGGUUGCAGAGGACAGCAGUCCCUCAGAAGACUCUGUACUGCUGGAGAUGCAAGGCUCGGCCGGAUCUGUGGGUUAUGUCCAGUAUCGCUUCAUCAAGCGCAGCCGGGCUGACUACUGUCUCAGUGCUGAUUGCGGACAAUGUGGACAUCACCAGCAGAGCCCUACCAUAAGUCUGCAGGGACCUUUUGAGGAAGUGGUAGUUCCUCGAGUGAAAGGGGGGCGCUCUUUCUCCUGUUCUACACCCAGUGAUUGCCCCGAUCCUCCUUCCCAUGCAGAAAGUGGUGCCACACGGAGCUGUAACAGGCUGGAAACCAUUGGGUGCACAGUUGGUCCUUGUUUUCCAGAGUUACGAGUAAAAGGAAAGGUUUCGGAUGGAAGAGAAGUAAACAGGGGGUCUGGGUGUUCCCUGCUCCACAGCUCUCCCUGCCAGACCCCAGACUGUCCCCACCGCAGGUACAGUGAGAACACCCGGCCAAAGGCCCUGUCCAUAGACGUCACUCCCCGACUUGUCAUCCGCUCACACAGUGACCCAGGCAUCAGUUCAGAUUUUGGGGUCCCUGAUUACAGCAAGGUGCUAGAGGAGGACAGUGUCUCGACUUCCUCUGUGGAUGCAGGAUUAUAUGAAGGAGCCGGUUUACACAGACUGCGGCCGCCUGGCUCGCCAACGCUCCUUCGCACUAAUUCAGAUGGAAAGAGCAGGAUGCAUUUUACCCGUAAAGCCGUUCAGCGACUUUCCAGAAGUGGAGCUCUGUCUCUGGGAGACCUGAAGGGAGGGCGCAAUACCCGGGUGCUGGUGGCCAGGUUCCUGAAUAGGUCUCGGCGGAGUCUUAAGGAUGGAGGAGACAGCUGCAAACCGGCUCCGAAGAGUCCUCUUUCCUUCGAUUACGAGAGACGUCAGGCUGGGACACCCAUGCAGAGUUGUGGAGACCUCAGCUCUGCUUCUUCUCUACGUCGUCUUCUGUCCACCAGUCGGAGAGAAAACCGACGUCCUCAUAGCAUGAAUGGAACGUGUAAAGAGAGCCCUGAGUAAAGAGACUGCUCACCCAGAGACAUCACCUGCAUCCCGCCGCCGACGACAAGCACAAGAAGUGACCUUACAGCUCAGACCUCCUGAUUUCAUGCUUGUAGGACUUGCGCUGAGGGACACUGGGUCCAGGUUCUCACCUAUUUGCUUUGCAUGUUGAUUUCUUGCUGCGCUCAGAGUCCACACCUCCUGCACAUUAAGGGCUACCAACAAACUGUGCCCCGAGUCCUUCAGUAUUAUGGAGACUGCUCCCAGGGAGGAAUAAGAUCUUGUGUGUCAUAUUUUACUAAACCGUCUGAUG